Messenger RNA from Trichobilharzia regenti, 1508 nucleotides. The record is from the annotation of a GenBank genome assembly. NCBI's taxonomy places the organism in Eukaryota, Metazoa, Platyhelminthes, Trematoda, Strigeidida, Schistosomatidae.
CUGAAAUGUGAAUAGAAUGCGAUAAUUCUUUAUUGAACAAUGUCUAAUAGUACAUUUAUUGAUUUUGGACAACCAAUGACAGGAAUCUUAGCAAUUUACUCAAUAUCUGUCAUAAUAUUUGGAUCAUUAGGGAAUAUUUUAAUCUUAUUAACAAUAUCACAUAAAAAUUAUCUGUUACAGCAUGAAAAUGGUCGAUCUGUUGACAGUUCUUUUACUAGUAGUAUUGACAUAAUUAAAGGAAUAAUUUGUAUCAAAUCUUGUAAAAGAUCUGAAUUAUUACUGAUUCUGCUUACCUACGCUGAUUUUAUAUGCCUAUGGAUAAUAGUACUACGUUAUGCUAUUCAUUUAUCUGCAGAUCAAGAUAUACGAGCAAUCACUUUGACAGGAUGUCUCCUGCAUACCUAUUUAUCAAUGGUUGGUAGUAAUUUAAGUGUUGGUCUGUUAGGCAUCUUUUCUGUUCAACGUGCUAUCGCUAUAAUCUGGCCAAUGAUUUCAAAGAAAUUGUUAACACGAAAAUGUUUAUAUAUAUGUAUGCUAAUAACUUUAUUGAUUAUCCUGACUAAACAUCUACCUGUGUUUAUUUUAUUGAAUAUAAGACAACUAACACCAGAUUUAUAUGUAUGCGAUAUCAACUACAAUGACGACGAUAAUAAGACUAAAUUUAAAUACUACUAUUAUAUAGAAUUUAGUACGCAUAUAGUACUUGGUUAUGUGAUUCUAAUUAUCUCAAAUAUCAGUCUGUUUAUUUGUUUAAAUAUUCAAAAACGAAACAAAAUAUCCAAUGUUUCAAUAGGAAAUGAUUCAACAACACAAAAGUCGAAUAGAAUUCGUUAUAUGAAUUCUGCACGUUUAGUAUUGGCAUUAAGUUUCUAUCAAGUGAUAAGUUCUAUACCAUUUUUUGUAUUAGUUGAAUUACCCAGUGUAUCUGGUCGUCAAAUAAUACCAAGUAAUAAAAGAUGGUUAGCUUAUUAUAUAACAACAUUAUUAUUGUUUACAAAUAAUUCAUAUAAUUUUUUUAUAACUGUAUAUGUUAGUCAACAUUUUCGUAAAUCAACAAAACUUAUGCUUUUACAUGCAUGGAAUAGUUUAAAGUGUAAAAAGUAAAUACACAGUCUAUUGUGAUUAUAAUUUGAAGCUGUUUAAUUGACUCCAGUUGUAAGCCUGUGGUUUGAUGGUGUUACGAGGAGGCGGUUAAAACUAGAAUCAACAUUAUCAGUAGUCAUUGGCUGAUGAGAGGGGUUUUUGAUUUAUAUUGUUGCGUGGAUGUGAUAAUGUUAUUGGAUAAUUAUUCCGUUAUGGAGAAAAUUUAUUUUGAUGAAGUCACACAGUGAUAUAUACAGUAAUAUUUAUUGAUGACAACGUUUUGAGCACAAUUUAUUGCCACUCAUAAUCAUAUCAGGUUAUUGAAUAAUGUUUUACUUGAACCUUAUGCAAUCAGAUGUCCAACCUUAUAUCAUCAAUCACAUUUUGUUUAAUCACUUACCUAGCGUGAUUUUAUGUGUUGGAAG